AUGGCGUCCCUUCUUGCCCAGGUCGAGCAGACCAUCAAGCUGUCCAGGGAACAUGCGCUUCAAUCCGUCCAUGCCGACGGCCACUGGUGCGGCGAGCUCAAAUCCAACGUCACCAUCACCGCCGAAUACAUCUUCCUCCGACAGGCGUUAGGGCUCGAUCUGAAGGCCGACGGCGCGGCCUACAGUCGCCAUAUCCUGUCCGAGCAGAACGACGACGGCUCGUGGGGCCUGGCGCCCGAACACCCAGGCGAUGUAUCGACCACCACCGAAGCCUAUCUGGCAUUGAAGAUCCUGGGAACAGACCCCUCCGUGCCAGCCAUGCAGCGAGCCCGCGACUUCGUCCUCCGAGCCGGCGGCGUCGCGGGGGUCCGAGUAUUCACUCGCAUCUUCCUCGCCACCUUUGGCCUGUUCCCAUGGGACGCAGUGCCCCAGCUGCCCGUCGAGCUGAUCCUCCUGCCCUCUGUCUGUCCCAUCAACAUCUACAAACUGGCCUCCUGGGCCCGCGGCACCAUCGCCCCUCUGCUGAUCAUCUGCCACCAUCGGCCCGUGUACGCGCUGCCCUACGACCUCGACGAGCUGUGGCAGGAUCCCACGAACAAACAUGUCUCCUACGGCCCGUCACUCUGGGAACUGCUGUCCCAGCGCGACAUGGUCGGCCUCGCGUUCAGCGUCGUGGACAAGCUCCUGUCCCAGCUAAACGGACUGCGCUCCAUCCCGCUACUACGCCCCUACGCCCGUCGCCAAUGCAUGCGCUGGAUCCUACAGCGCCAGGAACCCACCGGCGACUGGGGGGGCAUCUUCCCCCCCAUGCACGCCAGCGUCUAUGCGUUCGUGCUGGAAGGAUUCGCCCUCGACGACCCCCCUGUCCGACUCGGCCUGCAGGCCCUGGAGAAUUUCGCGUGGGAGGACGAAAGGGGCAAGCGGAUCCAGGCCUGCGUCUCCCCUGUGUGGGACACCGCGCUGAUGGCGAUCGGGCUGUGUGACUCUGCCUCUGCUUCUGCCUCUGCCUCGGACUCGUCACAUUCACACUCGAUCCCCAGCACUAGCCACCAGACCAACCGCAAAGCCCUCUCUCGCGCGAUCGCCUGGAUCCGCACCCGCCAAUUACUGCACGCCAGUGGAGACUGGCGGAUCUAUCGCCCCCAGCUCCCGCCGGGGGGAUUCAGCUUCGAGUACGCGAACAGCUGGUACCCGGACGUGGACGACACGGCGGCGGUGAUCCUAGCCCAGAUCAAGCAUGACGCGGCCAGCAUCACGUCCGACUCGGUGGUCGCGGCCGCCACAUGGAUCCUGGGCAUGCAGAACCCAGACGGCGGCUGGGCGGCCUUUGAUGUCGAGAACGAUCAGCUGUUCCUGAACAAGAUCCCCUUCAGCGAUAUGGAUAGUCUUUGUGAUACGUCCUGUGCGGAUAUCACCGGACGGGUUCUGGAGGCGUUCGGGCUGAUGAUGAAUAUGGCCGGUCUCCUCCCCGCGCUGCGUGUCGCAUCUGCCCGCGGGAUUUGGUACCUGGCUGCGACGCAGGAGACGAAUGGGUCGUGGUUUGGUCGGUGGGGAUGCAAUUACCUCUACGGGACGGCGCACGCGCUGUGUGGGCUGGCGUAUUUCACAGAUGUUGAUAACCAUGCGCGCGUGACGGUGUCUGUGUCUGUAUUAGGGCUAGUAUCAGCAGGCGUGCGAUGGCUGAAGACGCAGCAGAAUGCAGAUGGGGGGUGGGGUGAGCCCAUGCUCUCGUAUCGCGAUCCAAAUCAGCAGCCACAGCAGCAGCAGCAGCAGGCAUCGACCGCAUCGCAGACUGCAUGGGCCCUAAUGGGCCUGUUGGCGCAUUUGCCCGUCACGGAUCCGGCGAUUGAACGCGGCAUUCACUGGUUGGUGUGCGCGGCAGCCCCGGAGGAGAGUGGCGGCGGUGUUGGCGUUUCGUGGCCUGAAGCUAUGGAUGAUAAAACCACCCCAACUACGUGCCUUGUAACCCUAACUAUGGGCCUCUUCUCCCUCUUCGGGCGCGCGCGCCCAGCAACCGUGCCCACCGACCGCAUCAUCCCCCUGCGAUACUGGGACGACCUGGACUACCUGCGCAACCUCUGCCAUGACUUCACCUUCCGCUUCGACGCCGUGCUGGAUGCGUCCAAGCUCGAGGCCGCACUGUCCCGGUUGAUGGAGAUCGGGGACUGGGGGCAACUCGGUGCGCGUCUGCGCAUGAAUGACAACCGACAACUGGAAUACCACAUCCCGGCGGAAUACACGCCCUCGCGCCCGGCCUUCAUCUUCACGACGACAACCUACCCCGUCGACAUCGCCGACCACCCGCUGGCCUCACAGCUCCCCCAGGCCGGGCACAACCAGUCUCGCCUGCAUCUGCCCUCACCCGCCAUCUUUGCCCCCAUCGUGCGCCAUCCCACCAGCCCUCACCAGCUGUCCGACUGGAUCUACACCGACCGACCGCAGCUGCACAUCCACGUCGCGCUGUUCGAGGACACCACGCUUGUGACCACCAGUUACGUGCACACCCUGUUCGACGCCAUCGCGCGCACCUCGUUCUUCAACGCCUGGCUCGCCGUCCUGAACCACCGCGAGGACACCAUCCCGCCCUUCGUCCCCUUCUCGCACGAUCCCCUCCGCGACCUCGGAAAAUCCACCCACCCCGAGUCCUUCGUCCACUACCCGCGCAUCCUCCGCGGCCUCGGCCUGAUCGUUUUCGGUCUGCGCUAUCUGUUCGAACUCCUCUGGUUCCGCUCCGAGGAAGAGCAUCCCAUCCCUCUCCCCAUCCCCAUCCACAACCCUAACCCCAACAUCCCCCCCUCACAACCCCAAUCCCAAUCAAAACAUAACGAUAAACCCCCCUUCCUCUCCGAAAACGACCUCCUAACAGCCUGGUACCUCCGCACCCUCACCCUCGCGCUCUCCCUCCCACCGCACAAACCCCUCUCCCUCAUGACCGUCUUCAACACCUGGUCCCUCUUCCCAGACCUCUUCCCCCGCAACGGCGCAGGCUUCAUCGGCAACGCCUUCUUCUACUCCUACACCCUCCUCACCGCCGGCGACAUCCUGUCUGACAAGACCCUCGCCCGCACCGCCCUCGCCGUCCGUCGCGCCCUUGCGGCUCACAGAACGAGGGAACAGGUCCACGCCAUGACGGCGUACCAGCGCGCUUCCUGGACCGGGACCCCCGCUGUUGUCGGGGAGCCCGGGCAGGUGUUUGUUGCGUGCACGAAUCAGGACAAGGCGGGGUACUUUGGGUUGGAUUUUGGGGGGGCUUUGGUGGGGAACAGUGCGGGUGGGGUCAGGCCGUCGUAUAUUAAUGAUAUCGAGCAUUGUCGCGGCUAUCCGACGCGCAAUGUGGUGAGGAUUAUUGGGAGGGAUGGUGCCGGGGAUUGGUGGCUUUUGUUCAAGACGAGGAGGGGUGUUUGGGAGGGGAUUUGGGGUGAGGUGGGUAGGGUUUGGGAGAUGAGGUAG
Aspergillus heteromorphus CBS 117.55 is the source of this 3450-nucleotide messenger RNA. Its product is annotated as squalene cyclase. The transcript has 5 exons. Bases 1 to 3450 code for a protein of 1149 amino acids. Gene Ontology annotation, molecular function: intramolecular transferase activity. Gene Ontology annotation, cellular component: lipid droplet. NCBI's taxonomy places the organism in Eukaryota, Fungi, Ascomycota, Eurotiomycetes, Eurotiales, Aspergillaceae. The record is from RefSeq and is a predicted model, not a curated record. Gene Ontology annotation, biological process: triterpenoid biosynthetic process.